UUUAACCGCAUCAAUUAAUCCAUCAUGUACUCUUUCUACUUAUCUUGAGAGGACUCGAAAGAGACCGGCGCAUAUAGCUCUGCACGGUCGCCGGAGGACGACAUAAAACUGCAUCAUAUCGCUGCUCCCAGAUUGCCGUGCCUGCAUUAGCGGGAUAUCCAGAUUAUGGAACACAGAAGGCGUUUGAUAUUGGCAAUUUUUGUUGUUUUGUUAUUUGCUUUUUGUUCUGGGAGAGAACUUAAGGUCAAGCACAAGCACAAGCACAUAGAUCAUUUCCCCAUUUACAAUCACACUCUUGCAACAAUAUUGGUGGAAUAUGCGUCUGCUGUUUAUAUGUCAGAUUUGACAGAACUGUUUACUUGGACAUGCUCAAGAUGUGAUGAUUUGACUGAGGGAUUUGAGAUUAUUGAGCUGAUUGUUGACAUUCAGCACUGCUUACAGGCAUUUGUUGGUGUGGCAAAGAAUCUUAAUGCUGUUGUUAUUGCAUUUCGAGGAACUCAGGAACACAGCAUACAGAAUUGGAUUGAAGACUUAUUCUGGAAACAGCUUGAUCUAAAUUAUCCUGGCAUGCCUGAUGCAAUGGUGCAUCAUGGAUUUUAUAAUGCUUACCAUAACACCACAUUACGCCCUGGAAUUCUAAAUGCAGUCAAAAGAGCAAAGGAGUAUUAUGGAGAUCUUGACAUCAUGGUGACAGGGCAUUCAAUGGGAGGGGCUAUUGCUGCCUUUUGUGGACUUGAUCUAACUGUUAACCAUAAAGCCAAAAAUGUGAUGGUUAUGACAUUUGGACAGCCUCGAAUUGGCAAUGCAGCUUUUGCAUCUUACUAUAGCCAAUGUGUGCCAAAUACAAUCCGAGUGACAAAUGACCAUGAUAUUGUGCCUCAUUUGCCUCCAUACUAUAGUUACUUCCCUCAGAAGACAUACCAUCACUUCCCAAGAGAGGUUUGGCUUUAUAACGUUGGAUUGGGAAGUCUGGUCUACACAGUAGAGAAGGUCUGUGAUGUUACUGGCGAGGAUCCUACCUGCAGCAGGUCAGUAAGUGGGACCAGCAUUUCGGAUCAUAUAAUUUAUUAUGGUGUGGAGUUAAUGGCAGAGACAUGGAGAUCUUGUGGUAUUGUGAUGGAUUCUCGCGUAAAAGAAUAUGGAAAAAUGGAUCUCAAAGGAAAUUUUGUAUUGUCCAGAGAUCCUGCCUCGCCUAUUCUUAAACUGAAAACGGAGGCUUAUGGUGGAGGCAACCAUGUUUAGAAUAUUAUUUGGAUCAGGGCAAGAUUUAGCACCUUGAUUUUCUCCCCAACCAAGCUAAUCUUCAUUCUCUGCUUGGUACAACCUUUCCUUGGAGGUUUGGAUGGAGAAUGCAUGUUGUUAUGUGAAGGGAGAAAAUGUGUACAUAGAAAAUGACUUUUGUACAUUGUCAGCCUUGUUAAUAUGAAUACAGUUACCAUAUUGUUUAAACCAACUGUAACGAGGUAUUCCACAUAUAGUGUUGUAAGUUCUGAAAUCUGUAAAUUGUUGAAGUGGUCAUUUCAUUGGUA
Hevea brasiliensis (rubber tree) is the source of this 1529-nucleotide messenger RNA. RefSeq names its product lipase. The coding region runs from base 166 to 1242 and encodes 358 amino acids. The transcript has 11 exons. The record is from RefSeq and is a predicted model, not a curated record. NCBI's taxonomy places the organism in Eukaryota, Viridiplantae, Streptophyta, Magnoliopsida, Malpighiales, Euphorbiaceae. Gene Ontology annotation, biological process: lipid metabolic process.